Messenger RNA from Drosophila pseudoobscura, 443 nucleotides. RefSeq lists its product as uncharacterized. The record is from RefSeq and is a predicted model, not a curated record. The transcript has 4 exons. NCBI's taxonomy places the organism in Eukaryota, Metazoa, Arthropoda, Insecta, Diptera, Drosophilidae. Bases 36 to 443 code for a protein of 135 amino acids.
UCAUAAUUAAUAAACUGGACCGAAACACAGCGGAAAUGGUGGCUCUUCGUUCCGAAAUUGGCUCCAUUAAGGCGAAGGUUUGUGGUGAGAUCCGCAAACCCAAAGUAGUUCUGCCUUGCCCACCGCUCACAACCAUAGAAGAAUUGGAUCAUUUCGAGCAUAGCUUGCAGGAAGAAAGUUUCUUCAAAAAUGUGAUCGCAGAGUUAAUGAUGUCGGGCGAGAAAGCAUUCGACAAAUGGAUUCGGAGUUCUUGGCGUUCAAUUGUGUCCGACGAGGUCGCACGACAGUGCUCUUGGCGGGGCACAGAGGAGAAAAAGUGCAUUAGGGGCUUGCGGGUUACUCUAGCCAUCCGUACGGGAUUUAAGGAAAGAUUUUCGUUAGAAGACGCCGAUUUCGACCGAAUCACGCAAAAAUUUUUCCAGUACGCCCAGGACAGAGUAUGA